This is a messenger RNA of Procambarus clarkii (red swamp crayfish), 1161 nucleotides long. RefSeq names its product Translin associated factor X (gene Trax). Gene Ontology annotation, molecular function: RNA endonuclease activity; RNA binding; sequence-specific DNA binding. NCBI's taxonomy places the organism in Eukaryota, Metazoa, Arthropoda, Malacostraca, Decapoda, Cambaridae. The record is from RefSeq and is a predicted model, not a curated record. Gene Ontology annotation, cellular component: nucleus; cytoplasm.
ACCAGCUUUCAUGUUCACCUAGUGGACUUUCCCUAAUAUACGGGGUACUACCUGUUGUGUCCGCGGGCACAGUAAGGGCGUGUGUGGGUGGAGGGUGAAUUGAAAGGUUUCCUGUCAACUUCACUACAGCAGUCAGUGAGAAGGGUCCAUCAGCAGUGGCAUCACCAGGCACAGUUGUCAUGUCUGAGGUGCGAGGGUCAGUAGGUGAACAAGGGCGCAGGAAUGUAAAGGAACCCCCAGACACCAGCCAUGACACUCCACUCAUGACACUCUUUCGUGGGUAUUCCAAGGCACUCGACGAGAAGAAUGACAAAUAUGAAAGAAUAUACAAGACGAGCAGAGAUGUCACAGUUCGCAGCAAGAGGAUCAUCUUUUCCCUUCAAAGAAUUCCAGGAUUAGGGGAUGACGAAAAGGAACAUGUGCUUACGUCUGCUGCCAAUGAUCUGCGAGAUGUUGAACAGGCGCUGUUGAAACAUAUUGCAAUGGAACUUAGAGAUGAAGAUCCCCAUCAGUUCGUCAAUGCUUACACCUCAGGCAUCCAAGAGUACAUAGAAGCUUUGUCAUUCCACUUCUUCUUGCUCACCGAAACCAUCAUCAGCCACAACGACGUUCAGCAACGAUUGACUUUCGGUAGUCAAGAAAAUGAGACCGACAUAAUACCCAUCAGUGUUCUCGUCCAAGCCAAGGAAUACAUACUUGGUAUUGCCGACCUCACGGGGGAACUUAUGCGUUUCUGUAUCAAGUGUGUUAGUACAGGGGACUUUGAAAUGUGUUUUAAAAUCUGUAAUGUCCUAAAAAAAAUGCAUGGAGGGUUCUUAUCUUUAGGUUAUAUUCCAGCCAAAGAACUUUACCACAAAAUGAUGGUGUUCAGAUCUAGUUUGCACAAGGUGGAAGAAGCUUGUUACUCACUACAACUGAGAAAAUCAGAGGUUCCUGCUGAAAUGCUUGGUGAUGUGUUUGCUAUGUAUGAUGCAGAUGACCAAAAUGUUUCUUUUAUGUAAAUUUAUUGUAAUGUAUUUUGUGAAAUAUUUGGCAGUUAUUUUCUCACUACGUAUUAAUCUCAUUACUCAGACCAUAAGGAUCAUAUUAUAAUCUGAUAAAGGCAUAUGGAUAUACUGUACUUCGUUAUUUUGCUUAAAUAUACUGUGUGUGUAUGCUAAA